Molecule: messenger RNA, 830 nt
Organism: Capsicum annuum
Lineage: Eukaryota; Viridiplantae; Streptophyta; Magnoliopsida; Solanales; Solanaceae
Product: histone H3.v1-like
Exons: 2
Coding region: 544-819 (91 amino acids)
Source: RefSeq, a predicted model, not a curated record
ACCUUACCCUUAUUGUCCGUCAGAUGGAGAAGAGAUACAUGAAAACUUUUAAGCCAUACAUAGACGAAGUUAAGGAUACGUCCAUCGUUGCGUUGAAGGCGCAGCUAAAAGGUGUGACUAUCCUGACUUCAUCAGCGGAGGUCGCGGAUGAAGACGAAGAUUUGGGUGUCCACCAUUAUGUUUCAAGUUCACCACGCACUUGUGAUCAUGCUGGUUCAUGUGGACACAAAACAUCACCAGAUGUAUCAAAUAAUAAUGACCUGCGAGAGCAUGUUGCCUUUCUUGAGAAAAGUCUACUGGAUAUUGCUUCUUUUGUUAGAGAUGAGAGGCUACGGAGAAUCGAUAAGAAUAAGAAGAAGUAACAAGAAGAAGUGCACCUCGACAACCCCCCUCUUAGCCGGCAUCAAGUAAACCUCGAAGAACUUGCAGUCAUAGUGAUGGACUGGCUGCAACAGAUGAAAAAGGUGAAGAAGAGAAGAAAGAAGAAGAAACGGAAGAGGAGAAUGCAGCAAAUGAAGAAAAAAAAAAGAAAUAGAUGAGGAGAUGACAGUUGAAGCAGAAGAAGAAAAUGAGGAGAAAACAAAAGAAGAUAGUGAAAAGAAAUCAGUAGAAGAAGAAGAAGAAAAAAUCGAGAAGGCAGUUGAAGAAGAAUCAGUGGUCGAACAGGAGGUUGAAAACAUUGAAGAAGAGAAGAAAUCAGUAGAAGAAGAAGAGAAGGAAAAUGAGAAGAAAGAAGUUAAAGAAGAGGAGAAAAAACAGGAAGUAAAAGAAGUGGAUGUGAUGAGCAUUGUUGCUGAACUUAGUCAAGAAAACAAGUAGUUUUAUGAAUU